AUGGCCAUCUACAGCUGUAACAUAUUCCUUGCAGUAGCUAGGACCAGAGGAUCACGCCUGCUUGUACACUCCUGCUGUUCCCUGUUCUCCUCAUCAGCUGCCCUUGCACAACUGUUGGAUUCCCACCAUAAUGGAACAUUCCUGAAGGACUCUGAAAGCCACCAGCUCCUCUCCAGUUCACCGCAGGGAAACGGUUGGCCCCACUUGCUGAUUAGACCGAUGCGGAUGUUUCACACGUCAGCUUAUUGGCAUCAGGACAAACCUCGCCCUGAGCCAAGUACUGUAAGAACAAACCACACUCCGGCCAGCCCUCCAGGCAAGGCCGCCGAGACCAUCAGGAGAUCGCUCUGGCAGAGGAUUGUAGAUGAACUGAGACACUAUUACAACGGAUUCCACUUGCUCUGGAUCGACACCAAAGUCGCCGCUCGGAUGGUCUGGAGACUGUUACACGGGCAAGUCCUCACCAGGCGGGAGAGACGAAGGCUGAUGAGAACAUCAGCAGAUCUUUUCCGACUGGUUCCCUUCUUGGUGUUCAUCAUAGUACCUUUCAUGGAAUUCCUGUUACCUGUAUUUCUUAAACUCUUUCCUGAGAUGUUGCCUUCAACCUUUGAAACGGAAUCUAAAAAGGAAGAAAAGCAGAGGAAGAAACUGAGUGCCAAGCUGGAGCUAGCCAAAUUCUUGCAGGAGACGAUUGCGGAGUUAGCCAGAAGGAACAAAGCCAGCACGGGAGCAGCUACCCAGCUUUUUUCCUCCUACGUUCAGAAGGUUCGACAUAGCGGCCAGCAACCCAGCACUCAGGAAAUCGUGCAGUUUUCCAAACUGUUUGAGGAUGAGCUGACCCUGGAACACCUGGAACGGUCCCAACUGGUCAUCCUUUGCAAACUGUUGGAGUUACAGCCCAUUGGCACCAACAACCUCCUCCGCUUCCAGCUUUUGAUGAAGCUUAGAUCCAUCAAAGCUGAUGAUGAGAUGAUAGCCAAGGAAGGUGUUAAUGGCUUGAGCGUGUCUGAGCUGCAGAGUGCGUGCAGAGCAAGAGGAAUGAGGUCAUUGGGCCUCACGGAGGACCAGCUCAAAGAGCAACUGAACCAGUGGCUGGAUUUGAAUCUCAAAGAAAAAGUUCCUCCUUCCUUGCUCCUGCUUUCUCGUGCCUUGUACUUGACCGACGUGAGUCCCAAACCGAUGGUGGUGAAUACAACUAAGCCUCUGAAGAGUGAGGAUGCAGAAAUAGAGGAGGAUGAGGAUGAGGAAGAGGAGGAGACCUUGUUGGACUCUGCCCCCAUUGUGCAGGAAAGGAAGAGUGAAGAGUUUGUAUUGCCUCCAAAGGAUAAAUUAUCAGUUCCUGAAAUAUCGGUCAAGCCUCCUGUGGGAGAGACGAAAAUAGAAGCACCCCGGAGCAGCAAAGCCAGCGCCAAUGGUGUCUAGUC
This is a messenger RNA of Protobothrops mucrosquamatus (brown spotted pit viper), 1424 nucleotides long. RefSeq names its product leucine zipper and EF-hand containing transmembrane protein 2 (gene LETM2). The coding region runs from base 1 to 1422 and encodes 473 amino acids. Gene Ontology annotation, biological process: intracellular monoatomic cation homeostasis. Lineage: Eukaryota; Metazoa; Chordata; Lepidosauria; Squamata; Viperidae. The transcript is spliced from 10 exons. The record is from RefSeq and is a predicted model, not a curated record. Gene Ontology annotation, cellular component: mitochondrial inner membrane. Gene Ontology annotation, molecular function: ribosome binding.